Sycon ciliatum is the source of this 1556-nucleotide messenger RNA. RefSeq lists its product as uncharacterized. Gene Ontology annotation, molecular function: metal ion binding; phosphatidylinositol binding. Gene Ontology annotation, biological process: endosome organization; endosome to lysosome transport. Gene Ontology annotation, cellular component: early endosome. The record is from RefSeq and is a predicted model, not a curated record. Bases 125 to 949 code for a protein of 274 amino acids. NCBI's taxonomy places the organism in Eukaryota, Metazoa, Porifera, Calcarea, Leucosolenida, Sycettidae. The transcript has 5 exons.
UGAUGAAGCACGAAUCUGUAAACCAGCAAUGCACAUCACAGUAAAGAAAGAGAGAACGACGAUUCGCAGUGGAUGGAGAUCGGGUUAGUGGUGCAGAGUUUGAGCUAGGUACCACAGCUGCAAUAUGGGUGGCCUAUGCUCUUGCCUGAACGACAAUGAAGAGGACGCUGAUGAAACCACUACUUUGAUAUCGGGUCGUCCAUCAGCAACGAUCAGCAAAGCAAGCCACUCUUCCACAUCCACCUUCUCCGCAAAUCAUUGUCCGGAAGAAUUCUGGGUGCCCGAUGAUGAAGCGUCGGAGUGCCAGUACUGCAAGCGAGGAUUCAGUGCCACAAACAGGAGGCAUCACUGCCGGAUGUGUGGUGAUGUCUUCCAUGGCGGUGAGUGCUCCACUCCGCGAGGACCGACUGAUCACCGCGUCUGGGUUUGCAGAUUUUGUUACGACUACUACCAUAAAUUCAAGAACACCUUGUUCCAUGGCGCGCAAUUUAUACUACAUCGAGAGGAGGGUAUCAGCGAAACGGUGGUGAUGAAGUUGGAGGGUGAAGGAGUGGACAUGUGUGUGCGCUGGACGCCUACGAAACAAACCCUCAAGAGUAAAAUGCGUGGAGAUCAGCGCAUGAUCAUGCUGCAGAACAUCACAUCCAUUGAGACGGGUGCCAGGCUGCAGCGUACGGGUGAUACGUCGUGCUGCUUCCGAAUCGUGACGUCGCGGGAAAUCACACAGCUGGAAGCACUGUCGUACGGCAGUCAGCAAGACUGGGUGGCGGGCCUGCGGGCUGCCGUGUUUGUGUGCAGUGAAGACUGUCGACUGCUGGCAGUUCAGAAGGAAGCGCAUGUCAUCCAGCGAGCUGAGCGCAAGAAGCAGCAGGGUGUAGCAAAGCAGAAACGAAAGGCUACUGCCGACAGCAUAGUUGGCAAGUAUCGCGACAGGCCUCGGCGAUCAUAGGCUGAAUCUAUAUGAGGAAGGAUAUUUAUGUGGCAACUUCCGGAAUGCACUGUCACGUCUUCUUGGUGAUGUGUUCGCAUCGUUCACCGGUGCACCAACUAUAUGCAGUGCUCUUGCCUUUAGAAUUUGCUGCCAAUAUCAAAAAUGGAUGAUAGACAGUUAACAUUGACUAUCCCCCCCCCCCACACACUUUUCUUUUUCUUCUUUUUUGUAUUUUUAUUCCAAAGGUCUGUACUUUUUUUAAUGAGCCUGCUGUGCGGGUAUUUACCGUUUCUGUCCUGGAUGUUAUUCCAAUCGAUUCAAGCUUGAGACUUUUUUUAAAACAAUAUUCACAUCAUCGACCCUAGGAUAUACACCUUUGGUUGAAUUAACUAGAUUCGUGAUACGUUCAUCUCUAUACUACAAUGUACAUGUACCACCCAUACGAGUCAAUAUAGUGAAAAGCACCAUUCUAAAUCGCAACAGCAUGGGCCAGCGUGCAUCACACGCGAAGCCAGUGCUGGGCCAGUUUUCAAUCUGUACAUGUUAUCAAGAGUAUAAUAUCAUAACUUAUAAGCUCCCAGCUCAUUUUAAUACUCUUGAUGUUAUGUUGGUGAUUUUCCAUUCA